AUGGAUAAUCUUACUCCAGAGCCAGCUGAUAUGAACGAAGACGACAAUUUCUCCAGUCAGGCCCUCGCGAAAGAUGCCGAGAAGUUGAAAAUGAUGUUGCUUGCAUGGAAUUACCACAGCCAAACGCAAGGCCGCAAUGGUGAUAUAACAGAGAGUGGCCCAGACAGUAUGGCGGAUCUAUGGGCCUCCUAUCACAGCGCGUUGGGCCUCGGCAGUAAACCACCUAAACCACCUACUCCCCUGGCAACCGGACACUCGAGUCCGAUUCAUGUUGGCUCAGCUUCAUCAGGAGUAGAACCCGCAUCAACUCAUGAUGAGACGUCAUCUUCUGAUCGUACUAAGGAUGAUGACGACGGUGGCGCGUCUGAUGAUGACAGCGAUGACAGAGUUGAUCCGCAACAUCACGACCCGGAACGACUGAAAGCUUUUAAUAUGUUUGUACGGCUCUUCGUAGAUGAAAACCUAGACAGGAUAGUGCCUAUAUCCAAACAGCCUAAAGAGAAGAUCCAAGCUAUCAUAGACUCUUGCACGAGACAGUUUCCGGAGUUUGCGGAACGUGCUCGCAAAAGAAUUAGGACGUAUCUGAAAAGUUGCAGAAGGAACAAGAAGGUUCGGGGUGACGGGCCGACUACCGGCAACGGAAGCAGUGCGCCGGGUACUGGCAAUGCGUGGGAUUCAGCGGUGCGGCCGACGCCGGCACACCUGACAUCUGUACAAGCGGAACAUAUCCUCGCGCAGGCGUGCGAGAACGAGAGUCUCAACGCUAAGCGUAUGCGACUUGGUUUGGACCCUGUUAGUCAGCCAAUGCCCACUGUACCUACACCCAUGGCUAUAGACACAACGGCGCCGUCAGUCGUGGGCAGCUCGUUCCUGGGCCUGUACAGCGGCGCCAUCAGCAGCCCAGCGGCCGCCAGCCCCGCGCCCGCCCCCGCCCCCGCGCACAAGGCCGACAACGCGCGUCCCGCCCCGCCCGCACCCAGCCCCGACGCGCACGCGCACCUCAACAACAAUACGCUCAAGCUCGACAACGCCAACGGCACUGCCGGCAGCAAGACCGCCAGCCCGGCAUCGUCUCCUGCUCCUCUGUUUCGGCCUUCAUUUCCGAGCACAUUUGGAACACCGCAGCCAUUUGGAAGGCAAAAUACUAGCUCAAAUUCGGCGUCGGCUCUAUCAAGUAGCGCAUUACUAUCGACACUGACAUCAUUGCCGCCAACAGGUGUUGGUGUGAAUGCAGCAAUGGCUGCGUACCAAAGUGCGUUAUUGUCAGCUAUGGCGGCACAUACGCAUACAUUCCCAACCAGCCUAUCUGCACCAACAGAUCUGUCAUUGAAGAAUACACCACCGACUCCGACAUCACUUCAUGCUACUUCCACUGUAUCUUCUCUCGCUGGCUCUGGAAGUACAGCCUCAUCCACCACAAAAACUCCUUUGUUAUCUCACAAGCUAUCAGGUGCAGAAGUUGGAGCGGUCAGACAACUCAUUACUGGAUAUCGUGAGUCGGCUGCAUUCCUUCUUCGCUCAGCUGAUGAGUUAGAAGCCCUUCUUUUAAAUCAACCCUAGGAUUCAACCAAAUCCAACUUAUCAGAUAUGCUCGGAUUCAAGUUUGGAUACUUCUAAAUUGUGGACUUGUUUUUAAUAGUGCACGCCAACCGGAUCUAUGUGUGCGCAGAAAGUUGAACUUUGGAAUUAUUAAAAAUGUUAAGUGUGGUGGACAUAAAUUUUAAUGUAUUUGGAUGAUAUUCUAAUUAUGAGUGAUAUACAAAAGCAUCAAGGCAGGAUGUUUUAUACUGCUUUAUAUAAAAAUUCCGUAAUAUGCUCGAAAAAGUUAAACAAUUUAUUGUUUCAUGCAAUUAUGAUUAAGACAAAACUUAGCAAAAUAAGGGUCUCUUAUGAAAAGAUGCCAAUUCAAUGUUACGUUAGUUUAAUGUUCUUUUAGAAGUACAAAUAAACAUUUCUUAAUUUUUCAUUGCAAAAGUUUCAUCAAUACACUUUGCUUGUUGUUCUAAUAAUGCGAUACUGUAGAGUUAAAUAUCACAUUUUAUAGUUAUUGUGUCUUUAUUUUUUAACAAAUAAAUUAACUAUAAACUGGGAACACUUCACUCGUGUAUCUAGAUGUAUGGUGCUUGUUUCUUCACAGCUUAGUGUUGCCAAUUUGUAGAUUUCUAUUUAAAAAGAUCCUUGUCCAGCUUUAGAAAAUAGGUAAUUACGAGUUAUAUUUUCUCUACUCGUGAGUCCACUAUGUCUAUUUCGGCGAACGUACAAAGGUGUCAUAAUUAAUUAUUAAUAAAAAUACGUGUUGCCAUUCAAAACUCGUUGGAAGAGUACAAAAUUAUUUUUGUGUAUAUUUAGAUUUAAGGAAGAAAAUCAGGGAGAUUUUAGUGUUAGGUUGAAAAUUCGAUUUCUUGCCUGGUGCGAAAAAAAUCUAGGUGAUAUUUAUAAAUGGAUGUUUCAUUGAAACGUGCUUUUGACAGCAGGUCAUAGGUAAACCUAUCUUCGCGUUUUAAAGUAUUAAAAUAAGAAUUACACUGUUUCACUGUCACGUCAAAGAAUCUAAUAUCCGAUUCUUGUGUGGCGUUUUAGAUUAUAAGAAGCACGAAUUUAUUUGUUGUUUUGUACUAUAUUAAUAGUGCUGUAGUUGUACUUACAUGAUUAAUAUAUUUCUAUUCUAAUUUAUUUCUUCUAAAUCAAAAUAAAUAUUUUUUCGCGUUUGUUUCCAUCCAAAUCAAUAUUUUGUCUACCUUCUGUACUUUAUAAGCAAUUAGAUUAUUUUUAUAUCUAUAUUUGGUUUUGCUCAUUACAAGAGACGUUUCGUUGUUCUCGUGUAUAUCUAUUUGUUACCAUAGAUUUUAUGGCCAAGUACUAUAGCUAGGUAUAGUUAGUGUUACUGCUUUACGAUGUACAAAAUAAGAUUAAAUUCCCUGUAAUAAUUGAAACAUUAUUUUUAAAGUUUCUAUUUGAGGCCUACGUUUCUAUAAGCGAAAUUUCAAUAAAUUUACCUCGUAAUGUUACAAUCACUGUUUAAUUAUGUUAAAUAGUUAACUAGAUUAGUUUGUUUUAUAUCUGGCCAGUGUUAGUCGAUGUUUUCGAUUUACGCAACUACUAUAGUUUUCGAUCGAUAAGUUAUAAAACAAUAUAUUUAAAUAGAAAAUAAACAAAGGACAUAAACGCUUAAUUUGUUGCUUCUAAUUUUAUUGCUUCAUUAUUUUGAACCAUUAUGGAUGAGUUCCAUAAAAUCAGUCGGAAUCGUAAUGUGUUAAUAUUUUCGACCAAUAAUGGCGUAUGUAGCUGUGCUAUAAUGGUACAAUAUUAAUGAAGUCCGCAAUUGUGACGUAUGAUAGUUUACUGUUUGCCAUUUUCUCAAUAGGGUAUAUGCUUCAUGCCAGUUUUUAAAAAUAAAAUUGUAAAUCCACUUUUGAAUAUGAAAAUUGCCAAAGAGAAAAAUUGAUUUUAUGUAUGUAAGUACGUGGAAUUGCUGAUUUUAUAUUUUUUUUAUGGAUUCGUAUGGGAUUAUUGUUUUACAUAAGUUAAGAUUAGUUUUAUCUAAAAAAGUCAUUCCAAUAUUUUUCUAAAGAACAUCAUCGGUGCGAUAGGAAAUGCAGUAGUCAUUGUAAAUGGAAAAUAUGUAAAAAGUAUGUUUAGAAUAUUAUAAAAAGUUGAUUAGAAAUAUGUGAAAGUUGAUGUUGGGUAAAACGAAAAAAAACGACAAUGGUGGUAAAAACGUUGAGAAAAUGAAUUUGUUAGACAUUAAAGUAUAUUAUUAUUAUUAGAAAUGUAUAAAUGGUUUACAAUUAUUAUUAUUAUUAGUUUGAGAUAAUAACAAAAAUGGAGUAAAAAAUAAAGAAAAACAUAAAAGGCGAUUGUUACUAUUAACGAUAUGAGAAUUUAGUUAUAAUUUUGCAAUUUCAAAAUGUG
Diatraea saccharalis (sugarcane borer) is the source of this 3912-nucleotide messenger RNA. The record is from the annotation of a GenBank genome assembly. Lineage: Eukaryota; Metazoa; Arthropoda; Insecta; Lepidoptera; Crambidae.